Molecule: messenger RNA, 1200 nt
Organism: Stylonychia lemnae
Lineage: Eukaryota; Ciliophora; Spirotrichea; Sporadotrichida; Oxytrichidae
Source: the annotation of a GenBank genome assembly
AUGAUGGCAUAAUCAAUUGUAAAAAAGAAUACGGAGAGAUAAAAUUUGAUCGAUCUGAAUAAGGAUAAAUAUGUUAACUCUCCGUACAAGAAUAAACUAUUGAAAACAAGACCACCAAUCAUAUAUUCUAAAGAUAAUAAUGAGCAUUUGUUUAUGCUCUCAGAAGGAGAAAGAAAGGUAAAGGCUUUCACUACAAGUCAUUACAAAGUAUAUGGGGGCAAAAAUAGGACUUUAGGCACUAAUCAAAAGAUCAGAUAAAACAGCACUUAACUAGAUGAGUUCAGUUUUGAUGGAUAUAAAGAUGUUGAUGAACUUAAAGAAAUUGAAAUUAAAUAAAGACUCUAUUAGCAAUCUACUGUAUCUCAGCAUAAUCAGUACAUGGAAUCUCCAAAUAUCAAGGAUCAACGUCUUUUCAAUCAAGAAUAGAUAGAAAAAGAUGAAAAAAGAUUACUCAGAAAUGCACUAUUACUAAGAAAGAAACAUUAAGCAAAUAAUGGAUAGAUAUCAGGAUCUUAAUCACUAAUGCCUGGAGCUUCAUCACAUAUGCAUUAGCUCAGUUUUGAUAUUACUUAAUAAUCCAAUAAUAUUACUUCAGGGAGUGUUUUUGGAAUGUAAAAAGAUAGCAUUAUUAGAUAGCUAGAUGGGAGUUCAAUUAGAAAUCAAGGCAGUUAAAUGAGUAAUGAUAAUCUUUCUUACAGUCAAAGGCCUGCAAUUAAGAGGUAAAGAUUUAGCGUUGUUACAAUGGUGGAUAACUCUGAUAAGAAAGAACUAGAGCAUAAAUUGCAUCACUUAAAACAACAAACGCUCAAGAAAAUGGAGACAUUCAAUUUAAGACCUCCUUAGAAAUGGGUGAAUGAAAAACUGAAUCAGAGUUCUUUGACUACCACUCAUAGUAAAUAAUUAAAUCUAAAGGAAGUAUUGAAUAAAAGAUCAUAGACACCUCUCUAAAACAAUUUAAUGAUGAUUGAUAGAGCUUAAACACAAUAAAAGCCUAUGACUGCUGGAAGUAAUACUUUGAAUAACACUCAUUCAAAUCUUAUAUCAAGCAAAGGUAUAAACAUGUUUCAAAAUAGACUUUAAUAUGAUUCUCCAAUCAAAGUUAAUUUAAAGAGAAUAAUCAUCAAUGCUUACAAAAUCUUAAACAAAUAGACAUAGGAAUACUACUUUGGUUACAAGCUAGUAGUAAUUAAGAUAAAAUGA